AUGUUUGUCUCAUCUCUCAUUCUUCUCGCAGGAGGCGCGGCAAUGGCUGUGGCAGAUGGAUGCCACGGCGACAACCUCCUCCGGGCUAUGGAGCGGCACAACGGGACGAUGUACUGCUCCAUGCUCCUGAACUCUGGUGACGCCACUGGGACGCCGGGUUUACCGGAUCCUAUGCCGACGAGUUAUCCCGCCCUAUCCGUAACAUCAGCGUGCUCUUGUCUUCUCAGUCUCGACCCAACACCUCGAGCACCUUGCCACGCAAAUGCGACGGCAACGCCGGCAGCUGAUUACUCUACUGAAGUCGAUGAUCCCGGAGCAACUAACGCAGCAUCAGCCACGGCAGCCUCGGAUUCCCAUACCAUUCCAACAGCCCACGCAACUUUCGAAGGGGGUUACUCUUAUUCCUUCCCCGGCCCAGCUAUCCCAUCCGAGACAGCGUCGACGUGUGGUUGGGGCGAGGUGACCGCCACAGUUCAAGUCACAGAAACGCAAGUCAGCACGAUCUAUAUCUACAGCUCCGAGAUCCCAAACCCAAGCAGCGCGCAGAGUCUUUCAUCCGUGAGUGACGGCGACAGCGGUGGUCGGCCUGUCCCGCUUUCCACGACGAAGACUAUCACCGGCGACGCUAGUGGGACUGCAUCUGGGUUCGUGUCGACUAUAACGUUGAUCGGAGACUCUACCGUUAGUUUGCCCACGCAACCUGGGACGACGGUUGAAUCGACGGCAGCAGUGCCAAGAGUGAUUACGAUUACCAACGGGAACUACACGACAGUCAAGACGGUUUUUGGGAGCGCCUCUGAGCCGAGUUCUACAAGGUCCAUGGUGGGAAUCACUUCGGUUAUCAACGGGGUUACGACGACCAUCACUGGAGCUCCUGGAUCGUCUUCUUGGAGUCUGUCUUGGCUUUCUGGCACUACUGGUGCUCCGAGCCAACAAACAACAGUCGGUACGCCCAUUGUUCCACCUGCAGUUACCACAAUCACGAGUGAUGUCGGCGGGGUGGCAUCGACUUGGGUCGUUACGCUCGGCAGAAGCACCAGCAGCGGCCCUUUCGCCAACAGCAGCACACCGACUCAACUCCCGACCCCAGAAACCACCCCGGGUGCCUUCACUGUCUUCACGAGCAUCAUCAAUGGGGAUGCUUCGACGUGGACCGUGAUAGGUGGCUCAACUCUUGUCGGUUCUCCCAACUCGACCUCGCUCACGUCCACGCCAAGCCACUCUCAAGCUGCUGAGGUUAGCAUCAUCACGAGCGUCAAUGGAGGGGUUGCUUCUACCUGGACGGUGAUUGGAGGCACAACUGUUGGGAUUCCGUCAAAUGGGAGCGCAGUUCCAACGCCUACUCUGACUCCAUCUGCAACAGAGACUGGCGCAUUCAGCGUAAUCACAAGCGUGGUUGGUGGUGUUGGCUCAACUUGGACGGUCAUCGGAGGUUCAACCCUCGCUAGAUCUCCAACUUUUAGUGCUACCCCCUCUAUCAUCACAAGCAUCAUUGACGGUGUUGCUUCGUCGUGGACUGGCAUCGGAGGCUCUACCAUCUCCGUGAACCCCAGUGAGAUAUCACCGAGUCCGACGGUAUCUGGGGCAGCCACGGUAAUCACGAGUGUGAUAGGAGGGGUCGGGUCAACCUGGGUUGUUAUUGGAGGCUCGACUAUGGUGAACCCAACAAAUGCCACGGGCUCGACUCCUACACCGGCCACAACUGGUGAUGUAGUUGUUGUCACGAGCAUAAUCGGAGGUGUCGCCUCUUCAUGGACGGUCAUUGGAGGCUCAACAGUCAGUCCAGUGCCAAGCGCUACGACUGCUUCAUCUGAUCUGCCACCUGGUGCGAGCGUUGUGACCAGCAUCAUCGGGGGAGUGGCUUCUUCAUGGACGGUGAUCGGUGGCUCUACCAUCAGUCCGAUUGCAAGCCCACCUUCUGCUUCGGGCGAACUACCACCCGGCGCAACUGUCAUCACGAGCGUUAUUGGGGGCAUCGCCUCGUCUUGGACAGUAAUCGGAGGCUCAACCAUCUUCGCUUCGUCCGACGCCACAGCAGGGUCUCCCACGGCAACCGCUACUCCGACAAUCAUUACUAGUGUCAUUGAUGGUGUGGCUUCAACGUGGACAGUCGUCGGCGGUUCGACCAUUUUUGGUACCCUGACGCCAGGCUCUUUGAGUCUGAUAACACCGACAGCUAUCAGCCUGACCGGCGGCGCCACGUUCGUGAGCACUGUCAAUGGUACAGCCUCGACAGCAGGUAGCUCAUCAUCCACGACUGGGUUUUCAUCUGCGCCGGCGAGUACCUCGGCGACCUCAACCUCAAUUCAUGACUCCGCUUUCACGGGUAUCUCGGUCAUUGUAGCGCAGAAUGCGACUUCGUGCUACGCCCUUCCAACACCUACAGCAUCGCUACAUGAGUCUCUCCUGAACGUCACUAACCGUACUCCUCCGUACAUCGACGCGUUCUACCUCAAUGAGACUACGCACUCCGUUCAGUACCUCCGCCUGAUAGACAAUGCCACCAACCCAGUUCUCGUCGACGUCUCCGACCCAUCAAGACUUGGAAUCCUUGACAAAGCCGGCAACGUGCUCUCCAUCGACAGCGAGGGUUUGCACUUUGCCUCGGCCAAUUGCUCACCCAAGAUUGAUGUCUUCAUCUCUGGUUUCUUCCAGCAACUGAACACCCUGACAAAUUCGACCUGUACAAACACUACUGAUAUCCCAGUAAACGGCACAAAUCCUCGCCGUCUUCCCGUUUUCAAAGGGACGUUGGCCGAGAUGGCACAAGACGCAUUCGACAUCACUCUCCAUCUCAAAGACCAGUGCGGUAAUCCUGCCCGUGCUGAUCUGCCAGUAUCAGUCGCGCUAGGUGAUACCCAAUGCAUUGUUCUCCCAGAUGCCACGGGAGACUUUGUCGCGAAUUGCGCAUUCCCGGGAAGCGGGAGCGAUUCCAUGGAGUGUGAGACGUCUGUUCAACAGACUCUGGAUCAUUUGACGCAGGGAUCUCUGGUGGGGAGUUGUCCACCUCUCACGUCGGUGUGGAGUCUGCUCUUCCAGCAACUCGGCAGUGUUAUCAACGUCGACGAGCUUCUGCAGCCCUUCAUCGAUGCUGGAUUACAACUUGGCUCUGAUGCCGGCAAGGGAAUCCUGGCUGUCAUUGACAGCUUUAUGAACCUUUACGAUUUCUCGGCCGCAACGUUCAAGAACUCGACUUCGGGCUCUGGAUCGGGUCUAGGUGAUAUUGUUGAGGGAUACGGUGUCACAACUAUCAAGACGGAAGUCUGCCGUUCUCUCAUCUCGACUGAGACGUUGAACCUCACUUUCACGGCUGGAACCUCCACUACACCCAUCUCACUCGCAAACAUAACGGCCCUACCCUCAACAGGCUCAGAGUACGAGCGCAACAUCACGGACCCGACAGCACUUGCAUGCUGCCCGAAUGCAAACGCUUGCAUCGUGCAAGAUGGAGAACGGUUCUACCCACCCGAAGCCUCCAUCCCUGACUCUGACUGCCUCUGCGGCAAGACUCUAGAGGGCGGGGGUAUUGGAUUCCGGACGGGUAGAUGCGUUGGGUAUGAUCAGUGUAACGCGACAUCGCCCUGUGCUGGAGGUGACCGAUACCCUAUUCGAGCGAUCGGGUUAGCCCUCAGCUACAUGGUCUACAUGCGUAUCAAGUUCUACAGGUCUACCACUACUAUCACAUACCGACAAUACAUGCAAGUGUUGUUAUCAAGUAUCGACAAGCAGAACCCACACAUUAUCUCUCCAACCAUGUCUAGUGAUUCGCAGUUAACUAGGGCGAUCCUCGUUACUGGUGCAACCGGCAAACAAGGCGGCGCCGUGAUUGAUGCACUUCUAGAGUCCGAAACCGGAAGCACCUACAAGAUCAUCGCCGUUACCCGCAAUGUUGCUUCUUCUAAAGCCAAAAGCUUAGCAUCUCGUGGGGUCAUUGUCAUUCAGGGCGAUCUCAACGACGUUCCCGCAAUCUUCUCUGACGCCAAAGCAGCAUUGAGCUCUUCUAAUACUGAGCUUUGGGGCUUAUUCAGUGUACAAACGGCCAUUGGCAAAGGAGCAUCGGCAGAACUCGAAGAAGCCCAAGGCAAAGCGCUAGUUGAUGCAGCUCUAUCCAACAACAUCAAGUUCUUCACAUAUAGCUCCAUCGACAGAGGCGGAGACGGCUCAUACGACAACUACGUCCCUAGUGUAUCUCACUUCGUCAGCAAAUAUCGCAUCGAGCAUCACCUGGUUGAGAAAGCGCGCGGCAAGAUGGACUGGACUAUUCUUCGACCUGUUGCAUUUAUGGAAAACAUGGAGCCGGGAAUGGGCAUCAAGAUCAUGGCUACAUCAUGGCGAGUCGCGGUCAAGGAUAAGCCUCUCCAACUGGUUUCUGUCAAGGAUGUAGGACGAGCCGCCGCGAAGGCAUUCCUUCAUCCCCAAGAAUUCGCCGGCAGGCAGAUUCCUUUGGCUGGUGACGAGCUUACGCUGGAAGCUGCUAGUGCUAUCUUCAAGUCUAAGAAGGGGACGGAAAUCCCAGAGACGUUCCAGUUUCUGGUUAGAUUCCUGCAUUGGAUGAUCCCCGAGUUCGGCGCCAUGUACAGAUGGUUCUACACUGAUGGCUUUGGGGUCGAUAUCGCGGCUGUGAAGCGAGAGAACUCCGGGAUGCUGGACUUUGGUUCUUGGGUGGAGAAAGAAUACGAUCAGGAUGGAAAGCGAGUUUGA
This is a messenger RNA of Colletotrichum lupini, 4701 nucleotides long. RefSeq lists its product as uncharacterized. NCBI's taxonomy places the organism in Eukaryota, Fungi, Ascomycota, Sordariomycetes, Glomerellales, Glomerellaceae. The transcript has 5 exons. The record is from RefSeq and is a predicted model, not a curated record. The coding region runs from base 1 to 4701 and encodes 1566 amino acids.